Hirsutella rhossiliensis is the source of this 723-nucleotide messenger RNA. Its product is annotated as recognition complex subunit 1. Gene Ontology annotation, biological process: mitotic DNA replication checkpoint signaling; DNA replication initiation. Gene Ontology annotation, molecular function: DNA replication origin binding. Gene Ontology annotation, cellular component: nuclear origin of replication recognition complex. The transcript is spliced from 3 exons. NCBI's taxonomy places the organism in Eukaryota, Fungi, Ascomycota, Sordariomycetes, Hypocreales, Ophiocordycipitaceae. The record is from RefSeq and is a predicted model, not a curated record. Bases 1 to 723 code for a protein of 240 amino acids.
AUGAAAAUCACCGAUCCGCACCAGUCCUACACGCUGCUGUGGGAGGCCCUCAAAGCCAACGCGCAAGCCGUCAUGUACAACUUCUUCAACUGGCCUACGCUACGGCACAGUCGGCUCAUCGUCCUUGCGGUAGCCAACACCAUGGAUUUGCCCGAGCGGACGUUGAGCAACAAAAUCAGCAGUCGUCUGGGCCUCACGCAUCACCUUUCGGGCUACACACGAUCAACUCAUGAAAAUCAUCCAGUCACGUCUCGAGGGCGUGCCCGGCGAUGCGACCCGGACGACGGUUCAGUUCGCCAGCCGAGUCGCCGCCGUCGCGGCGACGCCCGAAGAGCCCUCGACAUCUGCCGCCGCGCCGUCGAGCUCGCCGAGGGCGACGCCCAACGCGACCCUCAGACACCGAGCAAAUCGGGAUCCCACAACCAAGCGCGGCGCGGGCGAGUCACCAUAGCCACCGUCAAAAGGCCAUCAACGGCAACCACCAAUCCCGUCCAACGACCUUGCCUCCCGCUCAUGUCAAAGCUCAUCAUGGCGGCGCUGCUGCUGCGGAACCGAAGGACCGGCCUCGUGGAGACGACGUUUGGGGAUACUCUGGAUGAGCUGCAACGAGCAACAGCCCAUUCCGCGCCGACGAACCCUGGUAUGGCCAUGAUCUCGGCGACGGCUCAAAGGACUCAGGGACGGGUCGUCGGAUCGCGGAGCUAUGUUCCACUGCAGCUCUAG